AUGUCGCUCGCUUCUACCUCUUCAACAUCAUCCGUCCGAUGUCUUCUCAACAGUUCACGGUUAUUACCUACUUCAUCUCAUGAAUCUUCUCGUCGUCAUCUCGCCGCUGCAGCAAGAGCAUACAUCGAUCCUGAAACUGAUACCCCUCUGCAUCAACCAUCUUCCCCUCGUCGGCCUAUCCGAUCACCGCAAGAACCUCUUUUAACCCCUCUUCAAGCCCAAGCAUUUCUCUCCAACAUAUUAUCUCUCCCUCUUUCACAUCAAUUAUCACCCGAGCUUUCUCUACAAAUAUUAACACAUAAAUCAUUCCGAUACGCACAUUUCAUUCGUCCUCACGGUCCGAACUCUUUCGUCUCACGAUCUCACACACGUCAAAAUAUACGAGCACGUGGAGAUAUAGAAUUCCAAAGAGAUUUCGUAGAUGAAAGUGAUCCGACCAGAUCAAAUGUCGUACUUGGUGAACAAGGGGAAGAUCACGAUUCGAACUUGGGCCCUACUCUUGUUUCACAUAAUGCUAGAUUAUCUUUCUUAGGAAGAAGAGCUAUAUCUUCUUAUUUAACUUUAUUCGUUCAUUCUGCUUUACCUACCAGUGGUUCAUUGAGAAAUGUUGAUUUUCUCAGAGGAGAAACUUUAGAUAAAAAAUUGGAUAAUAUGAGACAUGUUAAUAAUCUCGGUAGGACAGUUGGUGAUCAUUGGCAUGUUGGGGAAGUUAUGAGAUGGGAUAAGAAUCCUACAUCACUCGAAUCGGAUCACGCAAAAAUAAAAGGUAUGGUAGUAGAAGCUACUCUAGGAGGAGUGUACACCACGUUCGGUUCACCAGCGGCACAUCGAGCAUUUCAUCUUCUCGUCUUACCUCGUUUAGCUCAUCAACUGCGAGAUCCUGGAUUGAUAGAACUCGCUAAUAAAAUGGCUGAAGGUGUGAGGAGGGAUUUUGGAGGGGUUUUGAGGGUAUAA
Tremella mesenterica DSM 1558 is the source of this 954-nucleotide messenger RNA. RefSeq lists its product as uncharacterized. The transcript is spliced from 3 exons. Lineage: Eukaryota; Fungi; Basidiomycota; Tremellomycetes; Tremellales; Tremellaceae. Gene Ontology annotation, molecular function: ribonuclease III activity; structural constituent of ribosome. Gene Ontology annotation, cellular component: mitochondrial large ribosomal subunit. The record is from RefSeq and is a predicted model, not a curated record. The coding region runs from base 1 to 954 and encodes 317 amino acids. Gene Ontology annotation, biological process: RNA processing; mitochondrial translation.